UUGUGCUUCUUCUCUGACGUCUCUGCUGCUCGUGUGUUUUCAGGAGCGUGCGGGCCGUCACUGUGGAGGUCUGCGGGUGCUCAGCUCUUACUGGGUGGGUGAAGACUCCACAUACAAGUUCUUCGAAGUGAUCCUCAUCGACACCUUCCACAAAGCCAUCAGACGCAACCCCGACACGCAGUGGAUCACCAAGGCUGUGCACAAGCACAGGGAAAUGCGCGGGCUCACGUCUGCCGGCAAGAAGAGCCGUGGUUUGGGCAAGGGCCACAAGUUCCACCUCACUAUUGGCGGCUCUCGGCGCGCAGCCUGGAAGAGACGCAACACCCUGCAGCUGCACCGUUACCGCUAA
Molecule: messenger RNA, 349 nt
Organism: Sinocyclocheilus anshuiensis
Lineage: Eukaryota; Metazoa; Chordata; Actinopteri; Cypriniformes; Cyprinidae
Product: 60S ribosomal protein L15-like
Exons: 2
Biological process (GO): cytoplasmic translation
Cellular component (GO): ribosome; cytosolic large ribosomal subunit
Molecular function (GO): RNA binding; structural constituent of ribosome
Source: RefSeq, a predicted model, not a curated record